This is a messenger RNA of Cucurbitaria berberidis CBS 394.84, 1515 nucleotides long. RefSeq names its product Zinc/iron permease. The record is from RefSeq and is a predicted model, not a curated record. The transcript has 3 exons. Lineage: Eukaryota; Fungi; Ascomycota; Dothideomycetes; Pleosporales; Cucurbitariaceae. Gene Ontology annotation, molecular function: zinc ion transmembrane transporter activity. Gene Ontology annotation, biological process: zinc ion transmembrane transport. Gene Ontology annotation, cellular component: membrane. The coding region runs from base 1 to 1515 and encodes 504 amino acids.
AUGGUACUCGACAAUGAUACACGAGGGUGGCUCCUCGCGGUGGUGAGCGGCAUAGCCUCGAUAAUAUGCGUCGACCUCAUUGUCCGCCAGCUCCCCGGCAAGAAGAAUUUUAAAAUAGAGGAUAGCAAUGUCUUCCUGUCAACAGGCUUAAGCCUUUCCUUUGGCGUUAUGAUAUUCUCUUCAUUAUAUAGCAUGCUGCCAUCGGCGAAGAACUACCUAACAAAGGGUGGCAUGUCACCAAGAGGAGCGACAUUGACCUUGAGCGGAUGCUUUCUGGUAGGUGCACUCGUCAUAUCGGUACUAUCGCAGUUUCUGCACAAGUAUAUCCCACAUACUGUUGUGGAUUGCGAUCAUGAGCAUGGAGACGAAGAGGAGGGCAAGGUUGAUGAAGAGGCGGGCCAUUUACAUCAACCAAUGCACGAGCAGCAACGAGGGCUACCACAGGCUAACGGAGUAGAAGAAUUGGACGGACAUCACUCUUACGGAACAAACGAGACCAGCAACCCUGGACUAUCCGCCCGGAGACCGUCAUUGCACACUUCAAUUUCGGCAAAAGUGACGCAGUUAGUCACGGGUGCGAAGGAGCAUUGCGAUGAUAAUGGGGAGUGCUAUGGAUAUUCGGAAACCUGUGGGACGGAAUGCUUUAGAAACGUACUUCAUACGCGGCCGCUGCGGUUACAUUCGACCAAGUCAACAGGUAAUUUGACUGCAAGGCCAUCAAGCAGGGGCAGAAAUCAAGCAACACAGGGUCAACAUGAGCACAGGCCACUUCUCGAGGAUGUCGAUGAGACAACACCUCUAGUACCUACCCGCUCCAUGCCAGCAACGAUGGAGAGUUCUGUCGCCAGCCUGCCUUCCGCGAACGGAUAUAUUGGGACCAACCACGAGCCCGAGAUUGCUCCGCUGCACAAACACAGCCGAUCUUCCUCGACUACUUCUGCCUCCUCGCAUGUUUCCCACCACCACAGUUCUAGCCACGGCCACUCUCACGAUCAUGGGACACCCCAACACCACCACCACGUCCCAACCAACGUCUUCCUCUCCAUCGGCCUUCAAACCAGCACCGCCAUUGCCCUGCACAAGAUUCCCGAAGGCUUCAUCACGUACGCGACAAACCACGCAAACCCCAAGCUGGGGCUCUCCAUCUUCAUUGCCCUCUUCAUCCACAACAUCACCGAGGGCUUUGCCAUGGCGCUGCCGUUGUAUUUGGCCAUUGGGAGCCGGUGGAAGGCCAUGUUCUGGUCAGCCCUCUUAGGUGGCGUGUCGCAGCCCCUCGGUGCUGGCGUUGCUGCUCUGUGGUUCAAAGUAGCCGGCCGUGGGAGAGGCGAAGGAGAAGGCGAGCCUGGCGACCUGGUCUAUGGGUGCAUGUUUGCCAUAACAGCCGGCAUCAUGGCCAUGGUGAGUCUGCAGCUUUUGGGCGAGAGUCUGGAUUUGACGCACUCGAGACGGCUGUGCUUCAUUAGUGCUUUUGUCGGCAUGGGUAUAUUGGGAUUAAGCAGUGCGCUCACGGCGUGA